This is a messenger RNA of Patiria miniata (bat star), 1325 nucleotides long. RefSeq names its product palmitoyltransferase ZDHHC16-like (gene zdhhc16). The record is from RefSeq and is a predicted model, not a curated record. Gene Ontology annotation, biological process: protein palmitoylation. Gene Ontology annotation, molecular function: palmitoyltransferase activity. NCBI's taxonomy places the organism in Eukaryota, Metazoa, Echinodermata, Asteroidea, Valvatida, Asterinidae. The coding region runs from base 135 to 1310 and encodes 391 amino acids. The transcript is spliced from 9 exons. Gene Ontology annotation, cellular component: Golgi apparatus.
CUGCAAAAAAAAAUUGACCGAGGAUUGGACUUCAUAAACCGCUUGGGGGCGCUAGACUUCAACAGCACUGUUUCUUAAAUUUGGUACUCCCGGGAUCCGCCGCAUGCGCUACAUGUGUAGAUGAUGAGCUACUAAUGAAAGGUCAAUCAGACAUCUCACUCACCAUACCAGCAUCUUCAACUGGAAGCACCAACUACAUCAUGGAUUACGACACUGAUAAGAGCAGGAGGCGGCGCAACGUGUGCUCCCGUGUGUGUGAUCGCUACCGAUACAUCAAGUUCUGUCUUCGCAGUCUGACGUACAACUUCUUCACUAACCGUAAUAUGGUACUCGAUACAUGCAUGGAACCUCUGUUUUGGCUUGUCAACCACAUCACAAGAUACAUGGGACCACUGAUGGUCGUGCUGGUCACUAUACUUUCCUCCACUGUAGUCAGCGUCGUCUACAUCUGCAUCUUGCCUCGCUGCCUGGAGACAGAAGCCUACGUCCAGUUCACCUUCCAUCUGAUCUUUGGCCAUUGGCUGCUAGUGAACAUCGCCUUCCACUACUACAAGGGGGUUAGGACGCCCCCUGGCUACCCGCCGCAGAUCGUGCCAGAUACAGGGGUGGCGACGAUUUGCAAGAAGUGUAUCGCCCCAAAGCCUCCUAGAACACACCACUGCAGUAUAUGCAACAAGUGCAUCUUAAGAAUGGACCAUCACUGUCCUUGGAUUAAUAACUGCGUCGGACAUUACAACUACCGCUAUUUUAUAUUAUUCUGUAUCUACAUGUGGACGGGUACUCUGUAUGUUUGCAUCUCAGCGUGGCCGCUCUUCAGUGAAGAAUUCUUUGACGCUCGGAAAACAUUUGACAGUCUUCUAGCAGGGUCUGUGCUCUUCACAAUGCUGCACUCAUAUAAAGUUGCUCAGCAAAACAAGACGGAUCCGUUGAUGGAGCGAAUCUCGGCCCUCACCGACUCGGAGUCUGCCUACCACAAGGCCGUGGUCUUUCAGUUCAUCAUCUGUUUCAGCGUGCUGAUCGCACUGGGCGUCCUGACGGCUUGGCACAUCCGUCUGAUCAGCCGUGGGGAAACCAGCAUAGAGAAACACAUCAACGACUCGGAGAGAGCCAGAUUGAAAAAGGUCAACGUGGUCUACAAGAAUCCCUACAAUUUUGGUGUAAAAGAGAACUGGAGAAUGCUGCUUGGACUUUAUGGUGGCAGAACAUUUUGGCUACACGUCCUUCUGCCUUCCUCUCAUCCCCCGGAGCAUGAUGGGACACGCUGGGAAUCACUUGUAACGCCUGGUUACGUAUCUGCAGCAUUACCAUGACAACUGUACUUGAUA